AUGUAACUGUCAAGCUAUGUAAAUAUCAACAACUUGAUCGUUGUUUAUUUGGUUUUUUACGAUCGGGUUUGGGUAUCGUCGUUGACAUUUCGUAAGUGUCAAAAUGGUGUCGACUCGCGGUCUUAAGUUUAAAUUUUCCGACGGCGAAAAAGUUUUGUGUUACGAACCUGAUCCUACUAAAGCUAAAGUGCUUUACGACUCUAAGGUUCUUGAUGUUAUUGUUAAUAAAGACCAAAGAGGAAGAAAAGCUGUUGAAUAUCUUAUACACUUUCAGGGAUGGAAUUCUUCUUGGGAUCGUUGUGUAACAGAAGAAUAUGUGCUCAAAGAUACUGAAGAAAAUCGCCAACUCCAAAGGGACUUAGCUCAAAAAGCUCAAUUGCAAUUAGGAGCAUACUUGUACAGACGUGAACGUAAGAAACGGAGUCAUAAACAUUCGGAUCGUUCAGAAUCAGGUACUGAAGUAAAGAGAAGAGCAAGAAGUACUGGAAGCCAUGCUGCUUCUGGAACUACAGGAUCAUCUGAAGAUGGCAGCUCUGGGCAGCAUGAAGAUUAUGAUACAGAGGAUAUUGUUACAGAAGAUUCUGAAAGUAGUUCAGAAUAUGGAGAAUCAUCUGGUGAUGAUGAAAGUAACGGAGGCAGUCAAUCAGGCGCAAGUACACGACCUGGUGUGGACAUUGACAUAAGUAAUACUCUUAAAAAAGUAUUGGAACAAGAUUAUGACUUGAUACAUAAUAAAAAUAAGCUAGUUGUAUUACCAGCACAACCAACAGUUAUUACAAUUUUAGAAUCAUGGGUACAGCAUUACACUACAACUCAUCUAACGAACAUUCCUGACAAACCAUCAAGAAACAAUAAAAUACAAAAUACAUUGGAAAAAACAAUUACAGAAAUAAAUCUUGUGAGAGAGGUAGCUGAUGGGUUGAGAGUAUACUUUGAUUUCACUCUCAGUGACCUCUUACUGUAUGCUCCUGAAAAAGACCAAAAUGCUCAAAUGAAACUUUUACCAAUAGUCACCAAUCCCACAGAAAUGUCAACAAAGGAUGAAACUACAGACUCUGAUACAAAUGUAAAAGAAGAAGCAACAGAAGAAACGGAAUUUGCUCACUUACCUCCUUUCAAAGAGCAAGAAGUUGAACAGGAAAAGGCAGCCAUUCGUAGUACAAAACGUAAGCUACGAUCGAGUCGUUUAUAUUGUGAAGAACCAAAGCCUCCUAGAGCCGAAGAAAUAAAACAAGAAACUGGAAAUUUGUCAAGUCUUGCAAGUACAAGUUCUAGAUGUUCAAGUCCAAGAGGAGUAAGUUUGAGAAUAUCAAAUGUUCCUGUCAUUAAUUCAGCUCAAAUUAAUGCUUUAUUAGAAGAAUCAAAUAAAUGGAGGUUAAUGCCAAAUAAUACUAAUAGUCAACCGAAACCGUCAAUGAUUUAUGGGGCAAUUCAUUUAACACGUUUAUUUGUUAAGUUACCUGAACUCCUUCAAGCAUCAGAUAUUACAGAAAAGAAAUUAAAAGUAGUUUUGAAAAAUUUGGAUAUGUUCUUGAGCUAUUUAGAAAUUCACAACAAAGAGUGGUUUGGAGAACAAUUUUAUACGCAGAGAAUUAAUUCUUCGGAAGAAACUACCGCAGAUUCUUAAUUUUAAUUUGUCAUUGUAAAAUAUUUUUUGUACCGUGUACAUGUUUGAGAUAUUCUUUAGUUUUUUAUAUUGUGAUAUUCAUUUUAAUCAUGAAAACAAAUGUGGAUUUCUAUCUUUGUAUAGAUUAUUUUAAAAUCAAACGCGAAACUGACUGUAUUUUUAAAGUAAACAGAAUUUUAAAUAUAAAGUAUAU
Trichogramma pretiosum is the source of this 1820-nucleotide messenger RNA. RefSeq names its product male-specific lethal 3 homolog (gene msl-3). The coding region runs from base 104 to 1627 and encodes 507 amino acids. The record is from RefSeq and is a predicted model, not a curated record. Gene Ontology annotation, cellular component: MSL complex; nucleus; NuA4 histone acetyltransferase complex. The transcript has 9 exons. Lineage: Eukaryota; Metazoa; Arthropoda; Insecta; Hymenoptera; Trichogrammatidae. Gene Ontology annotation, biological process: regulation of DNA-templated transcription; chromatin organization.